UUCUGUACCGCUUUCGAAUCCAAUACCAAGAAUGGCAGAUGAGCAGUUUUUAGAGAAAGUCUUCACAGCCACGUCUACCGAUGAGUCGCGCAAAUUAUACGACCAAUGGGCUUCAAGCUAUGAUUCCGACAUGGCAAUUCAUGAAUUUACCGCGCCGCAGAUGGUAGCUGAACGCGUUUCCAAAUACCUCGAAAACUCAAAACCAUCCAAAACGCAAAUCGUCGAUGCCGGUUGCGGAAGUGGUGCUGUGGGCGUUGAAUUGAGUAAGCUUGGGUAUUUAGCUAUCGAUGGUCUCGACAUAAGCCAAGGCAUGCUGGACGUAGCUCGGAAGCUGGAUGUGUACCGCGAGCUCAACAUUGCGGACCUUACUAAAAGGUUGGACGUAGAGGAUGGAGCUUAUGAUGCGCUGGUGUGCUGUGGAACGUUUACGCAUGGCCAUCUUGGCCAUGGACCCUUGGAGGACUUUGUGAGAGUGGUGCAGUCACGCCGUACAAUUUGUAGGCACGUGCUGUCUAUAAUAACAUAUUAG
Molecule: messenger RNA, 529 nt
Organism: Periconia digitata
Lineage: Eukaryota; Fungi; Ascomycota; Dothideomycetes; Pleosporales; Periconiaceae
Source: the annotation of a GenBank genome assembly